UGGUCUCCAUGGCGUAUUUAAGUGCGAGCAGCAGGGAUGAGUGAGCUUCCUGUCAAACCCAGACAUGACAGAUCAACUGAAGGGUCUCUGGCGCGUCUUAAAUAUCUAUUCUUUUUUCAUAUGAUGGGAUAUUAGAGUGUUAAAGAUGAUGAGAUGCCGUUUUGAUCGCGUUCUAAACGAGUUGUGAACCGAAGUGGAGUUAAAUUACCGUCUUUGGCUAACUGGCUAAUGCUAGCGAGCUGGCUGAGCCUGAAAAAAAAAAUCGAAAGCGGAAGAGUGACGUGCUGGAUUACGAAAGCGGAAGUGCUAGAGUGCAGCUUUUUUUUGAUCGGAAAGCAGGUUUCUUUGUAGAAACGGAGGGAUGGAUGGAGACAAAAGAGCAACUUCUGAAAGGAUUCUUCUGGAACCAUACAUGUACUUGUUACAGCUGCCAGGAAAACAAGUCAGAACAAAACUGUCUCAAGCGUUCAACCACUGGCUUAAUGUCCCAGAGGAUAAACUUCAGGUCAUUAUUGAGGUGACAGAGAUGCUGCACAAUGCCAGUCUGCUGAUCGACGAUAUUGAAGACAGCUCUAAGCUGCGGCGCGGUUUUCCGGUGGCCCACAGCAUCUACGGCGUGCCGUCGGUCAUCAACUCCGCCAACUACGUCUACUUCCUUGGCCUGGAGAAGGUGUUGAUGUUAGAGCACCCCGAGGCCGUGCGCGUCUUCACCCGCCAGCUGCUGGAGCUGCACCGCGGACAGGGCCUGGACAUCCACUGGCGGGACACGUACACCUGCCCGACCGAGGCAGAGUACCGGGCCAUGGUGCUUCAGAAAACCGGCGGGCUUUUCGGCCUCGCUGUGGGACUCAUGCAGCUCUUCUCUGACUGGAAACGAGAUCUCAAGCCGCUUUUGGACACUUUGGGCCUUUUCUUCCAGAUACGUGAUGACUACGCCAACCUGAAUUCGAAAGAGUACAGCGCCAACAAGAGCUUCUGCGAAGACCUGACGGAAGGGAAGUUCUCUUUCCCCACCAUUCACGCCAUCUGGUCCCGUCCCGAGAGCACGCAAGUGCAGAAUAUCCUGCGCCAGCGCACAGAGAACGUGGAUAUUAAACGCUACUGCGUCGACUACCUGGAGAAGGUGGGCUCCUUCGCUUACACCCGUCAGACGCUGAUGGAUCUGGAAGUGGAGGCCUACCGGCUCAUCGCAGAUCUCGGAGGGAAUCCGGAACUGGAGGCUUUAAUGGAGCAUCUGAGUCGCAUGUAUAAAGAGCCCGAGGGCGGAGCUUCUGCUGGCCAAUCAAAAGAGCUUGGGGGCGGAGCUGCAGCCAGCCAAACAAAACAAUGAUCCGCGUUAAUCUCGUCUGCACACUGUGAACAGACUUCUCAAACUUUUGUCUUUCAACUGUUAUUUUGUCUGCACAGCAAAUUGCCUUCGGUCCAAAUUCUCGUUUUGUCUCAUAUUUCAAGGAGCUGUAACUGGCGUAUGAAGUGUGAAAGAAAAAGUUUACUGGCCUCUUAUCAGAAUUGCUGCUCGUUUCAGUAUGAAUGACAACCGCAAACAAACAUUUAACGUUUAAAUGCUGUCAUUUCACCUCAAACACAAAACAAAUACAUUGUUUUGCUUUAAGAAAAUGAAGCCAAUUUAAAUGGACCUCUACCAUUUGUUCAUUUUUUUUUUUUUUUGGCAUCAUCACAAUUAUUUUCAAUAAUAUAAUUUUAAUAAUAAUAAUUUUAACUUUAUUAUUAUUGCUACAUUUAAACAUUUGUUGUACUGCCUCUAAUAGAAUAUCAAAAUCAGUAAAUAGUAUAUUUUACUGUAAUAAAGUAAAAAUUAAGUGAAAACAAAUAAGAGCUGACCGCCUUUCCCGAGUGAAUAGCGUUAAAAAAACUUGUGCCCUGUAGUUUUGCUGAUGUUGUUGUCAUGACGAUAUGCGUGUCAUCAGGUUUGUUGUAUUCGGUGCUGUGGACCGUAACGAGGCCUUACGUUCACGUGUGAAAGCUUUAACACUCCUUGAUAAAGUUUUUGUCUUUUUUUACAUUUGAGCAGCUUUUGGUUUUUGUGACUGAUGUUGAUGACAGUCAGAAUUAAAGAUGGACCUGUCACUUUCGAUGCUCGAGUACCUCUGAAAUAGUGUUUUGGGAUGAUAUCUCACAGUGUUUGAUGUAUGAAAGGUCACUGGUUUUUACAUUUAAACAUAUGUGUGCAUUUUAUCAGACUCGUAUAGCUGAGGUCAAUCCUUUUAGGGAACACUCCUUUGAAUAAACACUUUGAUACACUACA
Ctenopharyngodon idella (grass carp) is the source of this 2266-nucleotide messenger RNA. It is a transcript of the gene ggps1, whose product is annotated as geranylgeranyl diphosphate synthase 1. The transcript has 4 exons. Gene Ontology annotation, biological process: isoprenoid biosynthetic process. Lineage: Eukaryota; Metazoa; Chordata; Actinopteri; Cypriniformes; Xenocyprididae. The record is from RefSeq and is a predicted model, not a curated record. Bases 362 to 1330 code for a protein of 322 amino acids. Gene Ontology annotation, molecular function: prenyltransferase activity.